UACCUUGGCAACGAACUUAUUCGCAAAUCAGCAAGAUUGUUCUUGUUUGCAUACAUUUUUAAACAAAUCAAUUUGAUCGAUAUUAUCACAUUCGAAAAAGGAUCUAACUACUCGAUAUUGUUUGGGAUUUUCAUCCCGAUUGAUAAGGAUGCAUUUAUAAAUGAAAUGUUCAAUGACCAAAUUUACUCAAAUGAAAAAAUGGCUCCAGUCAGAAGUGUGAUUGCCCUUUUGUUCUUCUGUUGUGUUUUCAAAUACACAGAGCCAGCACCUCAAUACGAUGAUUACGUGUAUUCAGACGAAGAUCAAACGCCUGUAUGCGACGAGAGUAAUUGCAAGCUACCACAAUGCAGCUGCUUUUUAGCCCAACCUAAAGUGUCUGUACCGGACAGGCCACAGUUCUUGAUGAUAACUUUCGACGACGCCAUUACUGUCGCCAACAUAGAAACUUACAAGAAGAUUGCCGCCAAAAAAGUUCCUAUGACAUUCUUCGUGUGCCACGAGUACAACGAUUACAGCCUCACUCAAAAACUUUACAACGAGGGGCACGAGAUAGCGGUGCAUUCCAUCAGCCACGAGAGCAACACGGAUUUAUGGCGAGAUGGUAACGAAACCAAGUGGAAGCAAGAGACGGCUGGCAUGAGGACCAUGUUGGUGACCUUCAGUGGCCUCCCGCAUGGUGAAUUGGUUGGGCAUCGAGCACCCUUCUUACAGACAGCUGGAGACACUACUUUCUCUGUCCUGAAGAAAGAAAGAUUCCUCUAUGACUCCAGUAUGCCCAGCAGGAGCUAUAUGGAUCCGCCCAUAUGGCCGUAUACCUUGGAUCAUGGAUAUGGUCAGGACUGCCAGAUAGAGCCUUGCCCUAAAGGAAAUUUUGAGGGUUUGUGGGAGGUUCCAAUGAUACAGUACCAUCGGUGGUCCAAAGAAGGAGGAGAUUUCUUUUGUUCUAUGCUGGACGCUUGCACACCACAACCCGAUACUGCAGCAGACACCAAAGAUUUUCUCAUGAAGAAUUUCCUCAGACAUUACAAAUCGAACAAGGCUCCAUUUCCCAUCUUCCUACAUGAGGCAUGGCUACGUAAUAAUGCUCGACUACAAGGAUUCUUGCAGUUCCUAGACGAAGUAUUGAAAAAUCCAGAUGUGAUCGCAGCCACACUCCGGGAUGUAGUGGAAUACAUUCGGAACCCCACUACGUACAGGGAGUUUAAACCCUAUAAACACUCACCACCGAAGUCUUGUAACAAAGUCGAAAUUUGCAACUACAAGGAACUUUCACGUUUUAUGAAAAGUUGCGUCAUGUGCCCCAAGUAUUACCCGUGGGUGGGCUCACCCUUGGGUAAAGUACCACCAAAGAAUUUCCCCAACUUCGAAAGUCUCUUUUAGUAAACGCACUCAAUGUCGUAUCUUUCUGAAAGUCAUUAUUAAUAAUUAAUAAGUUCGCUUUUACUGAAUUGCAUUUUUAAUUGCUAUAAAAGAAUGUCAAACUAGAAACUUGAAGUGACUUAACCUUCAUGCUUUUCAGCACCUUGCACGAUCAGAGCACAGUGUACUGAACUUGGCAUUUGCAAGAGCUUGAGCUUUCACCCAAUAUAAGAAAUGCAUUAGUUCUUAUGUGAAUAACAAUUUAUCUUGAUGUUUCUUUUUAUUAAUUGCAUUCAUUCAGCCAUAUUCUUUUAAAAAUAUUUUACAAGCUGUUGUAAACCUGUUUUAAAUAAAUAUUUGAUGCAUUUA
Molecule: messenger RNA, 1728 nt
Organism: Argiope bruennichi
Lineage: Eukaryota; Metazoa; Arthropoda; Arachnida; Araneae; Araneidae
Product: chitin deacetylase 8-like
Exons: 5
Coding region: 166-1380 (404 amino acids)
Biological process (GO): carbohydrate metabolic process
Molecular function (GO): hydrolase activity, acting on carbon-nitrogen (but not peptide) bonds
Source: RefSeq, a predicted model, not a curated record